This is a messenger RNA of Symbiodinium pilosum, 385 nucleotides long. NCBI's taxonomy places the organism in Eukaryota, Dinophyceae, Suessiales, Symbiodiniaceae. The record is from the annotation of a GenBank genome assembly.
GUUCGACGAAAAAGAUGGUCGGAGCCGAGCAUGCUUCCGUUUCAAGGGACAGCACUUCCAGACCUGUGUGGCAAAAGCUGGUACGCGCCAUGCAGCCGAGGUGAUCGCCCGUGCAUGCUGGAUGCGGUUUGAGGACGGCCAGGACAAGCAUGCCGUCACAGUCUUCCGCGAUCAAUGCUAUGCAAAGGUGAGGGUGCAAGCCCCGGAGGCGAAGCGCGCAAGAACUUCCAGGCCCAACGACAAUAGGGAAGUCAUGCACCUGGACAAGUUGAGAUACAAGCUUGGCCUGUCCAUGGACGCGACCUCUGCUGAUCCUUAUGACUCUAUGCAGAGCGAAGAGCUUCACAGCAUGCUUCGCAGGGUGUCUGCAAGAAAGCCAUUCUGA